Messenger RNA from Xenopus laevis (African clawed frog), 1505 nucleotides. RefSeq names its product protein phosphatase 1 regulatory inhibitor subunit 14A S homeolog (gene ppp1r14a.S). The record is from RefSeq and is a predicted model, not a curated record. Gene Ontology annotation, cellular component: cytoplasm. The transcript has 4 exons. Lineage: Eukaryota; Metazoa; Chordata; Amphibia; Anura; Pipidae. Gene Ontology annotation, molecular function: protein serine/threonine phosphatase inhibitor activity. Bases 380 to 796 code for a protein of 138 amino acids.
UAUGGGCACAAAGCCCAGACUCUGCACAUAGGCACGUGUGCUGCUCUUAGUUGGACCAGAGAAAAUCUGUGCAGUUUCUUGGAAGGUCAGUAAAUCACCUGCACCGGGUUCUCCCUCUUUAGUAUUUAUAUAUAAUAUAUUAUAUGAACGAGACAUCCCAAACACCGCCGAGCUGUAGUGCCUGCAGCAGGGAUUGUACAGACUGAAGACUCUCCGGCUGAUGUUGUUAAUGGGCGCUCACUGCUGCACUUAAUCUCCGCCUGGAGCUGGAGAUUUGCGUUUUAUUGAUUGGCCGCGCGAUUACCCGCGACUGUCGCAGCGUUUGACAAGCUCGCCAGCACAAGGGUCCCCGUCUCACUGUCCGGGAACCCCCCCAACAAUGGCAGCUAAUAGGGUCGGCAAAAGGCUCACAAAUAAGCCUCAUUCCCCGUCCAAGACAAGGGAUUCGAACCAAGGAAUCCAGAGGCGUCAGGCGCGGGUCACUGUCAAGUAUGAUCGCAAAGAGCUGCAGAAGCGCCUGGAUGUGGAGAAGUGGAUAGACGAGCAGCUGGAGGAGCUCUACCUGGGAAGGGAAGUAGAUAUGCCAGAUGAGGUCAACAUUGAUGAUCUGUUGGACUUGGAGACAGAUGAAGACAGAAGACGGAGCUUGCAGGUGACCCUGAAGUCUUGCACUAACAACACAGAGGUGUUCAUUCAGGAGCUUCUCUUAAGACUGAAGGGACUGCAGAAGCAAACUCUAUUGAAAAAGAAUGGACUGGAGUUCUCCAGUGAGGGGCACAUAGUGGAACAUGCAUAACCCACCAUAUCCAUCAGCAACACCCCCUGUCAGGGGCAAGUGACCAGAGAGCAAGGACUGUCUACAAAGCUACACAUGAGAAUGGAUGAAGAGUUGCUGAGACUUCAAACACUAAAAAUAGGCAGUUUCUGAUGACAUUUCUAACACGAGAAGAAAUUAACCGAAAAUUCUGUUUGUGUGCCCAAUUAUUUUACCGCUUUCACAGAUUGUGUUGCCCACAUGAACAUCUAUCUAAGUGCUACACACCCACAAAUGGAGUUUCUAUAAUCAUGCUAGUAAUUUAUAAGCUAGUCCUCUUUUACCUGUUCGUGUCAGGUUAUGUUCAGUACAAUAUUUUAACAUCAACACUUGUAUUUUACUUUAUAGAAAGUUCAUUCGGACCCUGUAUUGUACAGUGUUAUGAGAGAGCCAAAACUUUGUGGACGCUGCAGUGGGCCCCUGUAUUUCAUGGCCCGGGAUUUAGACAUCUCUGUAUAUUGGGGAGGAUAAUGCCCUGUAUUGCAGGGAAUACUGUACUGUACACAGUAAAGAACUGGCAGUUAGCUGAUCAGUAUCAUGUAGUAGUCUAUAGAAAUAUCUCUCUUCUGCCCAACAGACUUUUUUUUGUUGUUGUUAGUAUUAUAAAGAAUUUAUAUAAUUCGUAGACCAGUUACUCAGCCUAAUAUCUGGCCAAUUACCAACCCUUAUGUUUGAAUUAAAAAAAAUCUUU